AUGCAUCCAGAUGAUGAAGAUAAGACAACAUUCUACACGAAUGAUGGAAUCUAUUGUUACAGAAAAAUGCCUUUCGGGUUGAAAAACGUUGGGGCUACAUAUCAAAGACUGGUUGACAAAGCCUUCGGAAGACAAAUAGGCCGCAAUCUUGAAGCUUAUGUAGACGACGUGGUUAUCAAAAGUCGCAAUGAAGAAGAUAUGUUAGUAGACAUAGAGGAAACUUUCAAAACCCUCCUCAAGAUAAACAUAAAGUUGAACCCCAAGAAGUGUUCAUUUGGGGUAGAAGAAGGCCAAUUCCUAGGGCACGUGAUAACAAGAGAAGGGUUUAAAGCAGAUCCAGAGAAGAUAAAAGACAUACACAGCAUGAAGGCACCAAGAACUCUCAAAGAAAUCCAAAGCCUCAACGGCAAGCUAGCAGCCCUACACAGAUUUCUAUCCAAGUCAGCAGAACGAUCGCUCCCAUUUUUCAAGACUUUGAAAGGCUGCUUAGACAAGCAGAAUUUCAAAUGGACCGGAGAAGCAGAAAAGGCAUUCAGUGAACUUAAAGAAUACUUAACGCAUUUACCGGUGAUGGUAGCCCCCAUUAAGGGAGAAGUUUUGCAAGUCUACCUGGCAGCCUCAGAAGAAACCAUUAGUGCAGUCCUAACAGCGGAGAGAAAGGGAGGGCAAGUGCCUAUAUACUUUGUGAGUAGAGUGCUCCAAAGUCCAGAAACAAGAUACCCAGAAAUUGAAAAGUUGGCCCUGGCAUUAAUCCAUGCUGCUAGGAGGCUCCGGCGCUACUUUCAGGCCCACCCAAUCCAGGUCCUCACAGACAAGCCGAUAAAGCAAGUGCUUACUAGGCCAGAAGUAUUCGGGCGAUUGGCCAAAUGGGCUAUCAAACUAAGGGAGCAUGAGAUAGAAUUUCGCCCAAGGAAUGCCAUCAAAGGACAGGUACUGGCAGAUUUCCUAGCAGAGACACCAAGUAAAGAGCCUACUCAAAAAAGGAAGACCCCGACAAAAGAAGUGUAUGAGGAGCCUAUGGAGCCAGAAACAUGGAAAUUGUAUACGGAUGGAGCCUCCAGUGCCGAUGCCUCCGGAGCUGGAUUGAUACUUACUAAUCCAGAAGGCCAAGAAUUCACAUAUGCCCUUCGGUUCAACUUCAAGGCAACCAAUAAUGUCUCAGAGUAUGAAGCCCUACUGGCAGGACUCCAGAUAGCCCAAAAAAUGAAGGUGAAGCACAUACACGCUUUUGUGGACUCACAGAUAGUGGCUUUUCAAGUAGAUGGAACUUAUGAGGCAAAAGAGCCGGUUAUGAAAAAAUAUCUUGAGAAAGUAAGGCAGAUUAGACAACAAUUUCUCUCUUUUCAGAUUCAGAAUAUCAGUAGGAGCAAGAACAAGAUAGCAGACGCCCUAAGCAAAUUGGCAUCUACAUCGUUUGCUCACCUUACCAAGAAAGUGUUGGUAGAAACCUUAGAGAGAAGUUCGAUUGAAGAAAGUCCGACUGUAGCCCCGAUAGAAGAAGACGACCCUACAUGGAUGACACCAAUUAUCGAUUAUCUCACCAAUGGAACACUUCCCGCUGAUAGAGACCAAGCAAGGAAAAUCAGAGUCAAGGCUCCACAAUAUGUACUCGAGGAAGAAGGCUUAUACAAGAAAUCAUACUUGGGUCCUCUACUUCGAUGUGUAGGACCAAGGCAAGCUAAGGAAGUUAUUCGAGAAAUACAUUAUGGAGCAUGUGGUCUCCACUCUGGUCCAAGAACUGUUGUAGCCAAAAUCACAAGAAUGGGAUACUAUUGGCCCUCAAUGCAUAGAGACGCUGAAGAAGAGAUAAGAAUAUGUGAUUCGUGUCAAAUACAUUCCUCAGUAAAGAAGGCUCCCAAGAAUGAUCUAAUACCUGUAACUGCAGGCCUUUCAUCAAAUGGGGAAUCGAUAUUGUGGGACCAUUCCCAACAGCCCCAGGUAGACUCAAGUUCCUAG
This is a messenger RNA of Erigeron canadensis, 1956 nucleotides long. RefSeq lists its product as uncharacterized. The transcript has a single exon. Gene Ontology annotation, molecular function: RNA-DNA hybrid ribonuclease activity; nucleic acid binding. The record is from RefSeq and is a predicted model, not a curated record. Bases 1 to 1956 code for a protein of 651 amino acids. NCBI's taxonomy places the organism in Eukaryota, Viridiplantae, Streptophyta, Magnoliopsida, Asterales, Asteraceae.